This is a messenger RNA of Rubroshorea leprosula, 1344 nucleotides long. The record is from the annotation of a GenBank genome assembly. NCBI's taxonomy places the organism in Eukaryota, Viridiplantae, Streptophyta, Magnoliopsida, Malvales, Dipterocarpaceae.
GGGCAUUAAAUCUAGUAUAGAUUCUUUCCAAAUCCAUUUGACAUACAAACCCACAAAGGCAUAAAAAAUGAUUCAGAAUUCUAGAGGUAGGAUCAGGGAUUGCAAAAGGCAGAAGACAGACACUAACAAUGGGUUGCACUCUGUUAAUGAUGAGUCAGUAGUUGCUGGUGCUGAAUGUUCAGAUCAAUCCAAUAUUGAGGCAAAUGCUGCUGCUGUGAUGCCUUCUAAUGGUUUGCAAGCUUGUGACACUUCUGAGUGCCUUGGAUUCUCCAUAGAGAAGGUCAAUGAACCUUGCCACUUGGAAUUACAAUGCUACAGGACACCUAUUUACUUUGGCGGUAGAUACCUGAAGUACUCAAGAAAUGUGAGCCAAACAUGCUGGAUGAUUGAUGAAGAAAGGGUGGGAGAAGCAUCUGUUGAGGAGAUAAUAGGUAGCAACAUUCUUCCUAUGUGUAAAGGUGAUAAUUACAAGUUUCAUGCUGCUGGCAGAGAAGAUAUUGAUGUUCGAAUGUUGGGUUCAGGGCGGCCUUUCCUAGUUGAGAUACAAAAUGCAUGCCAAAUCCCAUCAGAGGCAAUUGUAAAAGAAAUUGAAGCAAGGAUAAAUGGCUCGGAAAAUAAAUUAGGAAGUUUGAUAUCAGGUUAUUUAGAGACUGCUUGCAUCAGCAUCAAAUUAUUAAAAUUAGCUGCAUGAAUCACAUUUGCAGGUUGGAGUUAAAAAUCUCAAAGUAGUGGGCAGUGAGGGUUGGGCACUGAUGCGUGAAGGAGAAUCAGAUAAGCAGGUAAGUUUUUAGUUUUUUGCUACAAUAAUUUUACCUUUGAGGAAAAUUUUGUUCCAUUUGAACAAAUAUUAUUGGAGUUGAUUAUUGGACCUGGGUACACUUUAUCUUUUACCAUCCCAAGUUACAAGUUUCACACAGAAGCAGUAUGCUGCACUAGUGUGGAUUUCUCGUCCACUUGAUGACGAAGAUUUGAAAACUAUGUCUUCGCUCAAGGACAUGCAAAUUAUGCAAAAGACUCCGAUAAGAGUGCUCCAUCGUCGAAGUCCGUUGGAGCGGGAAGAACUUAUAAAUUGGAUGAAAAUUGAGAGGAUUGCUGGAAGCUCUCAAUAUUUUCUACUGUAUCUCUGCACUCAGGCAGGAACAUAUAUCAAGGAAUUUGUUCAUGGGGAUCUCGGGCGGACACACUCAAGGUACAGAACUAACCGUCCUUUAUGGUUAUGCUGUCCAUCGUAGCCACUCUUUAGAUGUUUGAAAAGCUUUGGUCAUCACUUCAUUAUUUUUGUCAAAAAACUGUUUUAGCCCGGACCAUAAAACAGUAAUCCUUAAAUGAAGGAUUGGGAUCCUU